This is a messenger RNA of Chara braunii, 2103 nucleotides long. Lineage: Eukaryota; Viridiplantae; Streptophyta; Charophyceae; Charales; Characeae. The record is from the annotation of a GenBank genome assembly.
GUACAUCCCCGCCCCAUGCGGCAGCAUGCAAUGGCUGGGAAGCAUGCAAAAGCAUGCAAUGGCUGGGAAGAAUGCAAUGGCAGCAUGCAAUGGCUGGGAAGCAUGCAAUGGCAGCAUGCAAUGGCUGGGAAGCAUGCAAUGGCAGCAUGCAAUGGCAGGGAAGCAUGCAAUGGCAGGGAAGCAUGCAAUGGCAGGGAAGCAUGCAAUGGCUGGGAAGCAUGCAAUGGUAGGGAAGCAUGCAAUGGCUGGGAAGCAUGCAAUGGCUGGGAAGCAUGCAAUGGCUGGGAAGCGUACUGAGCAUAACAUAGAGACAUUUCUUGAGGAACAUGCCGAGCAGGUGGGUUCGUCUACAUUUGAUGGCAUGGCCUCCUGGACUCUGAUCAUGGAGACAAAGGAAGGGUCACGAUUUCAGUUCCUAGUGAUCGAGGAGCAAGUCGAGUAUUCUCGUCGACUACACUGCGAUCAUUGUCGUUGUGUUGGUUGGAGUCAUCAUCCAGUAUCAAAUAAGCGAUAUCACUUCAUUUUGCCUGCGGGGGAUGUGUACGACGCGCCGUUUUUCGGGAAAGGGAGGAACAUAUGUCCCCAUUGCGAUCAGAUAGUUCCGUCCAGCAUGCUGGUCUGCACGUUCUGCGGCAUAGAGACCGGGCAGCUGAGUUUUUUCGAUUUGGAGAGCCAUCUGCUCCACGGUAUAUUCCACUCCAACGGCUACGGUCAUCUCACUAGAAUCAACGGUCGCGAGAAGGGUUCCAAAUACCUAAGUGGCAGGGAGCUCAUGGAUCUGUGGGAUCGCAUCUGCACCAUGCUUCGAGCGCGAUGGUCCGUGAAGAGGCUCGAACUCGCGACUCAAGUCAUCGUGGACGCCCUUCGAAGCUGCGGAAAACAAUGGCUCCCCCGUCAGGAGGUGAGAGACGCUGCACGCCUUCAUAUCGGCGACACAGGCCUUUUGGACUUCGUCCUCAAGUCCUUAGGUAACCGUGUUGUCGGCGACUAUGUGGUCCGCCGAGCCGUCAACGCCCAGACGAAGGUACUGGAAUACAGCCUGGAGGAGGUGCAGCAGGAGGCCGGUCAUCGCGGGGCUGGGCCCAAAUCCAACGGCGGGCCCAGAGUGGGCGGCUACUACGGGACCGAUCACGGGGGAAUGGUGGAGAUCGGCAGAGCGGAAGUCCUGCGCGACAUCGUCGUGAUAUAUAAACACGUGUUGGAAAACUACAAGCCGGCCAAGAGGGGGACCACCAACAGCGCGCUUUGCGUUAUGCCCCGGGCGACUCGGAUCAUACUGGACACCAAGCAGUUCGUGAAGAACUACCACGGUGAGAAGACGAGACGUUCCUUGAUGAGUGACUGGGAUGUGGACGACGACGUGAUGUUGCGGAUCUUGUGUGUGGUCGUGCUUGACGACGUCGAGGAGGAUGCUUAUGUAGUGAGCAAAGGCACUGGAAGCAGAAGCAACGGCAGAGGAGUGGGAGGAGGCGGGGGGGCCGGGGGGGACGGGGAGGAGGAGGGGGAGGAGGAGGGGGAACGCCCAGGCCGAGGAGCACCUCCUGCGGAGCUGGUGGUCCUCCCUCCACACUCCGCCGUGGGCGAUCUCAAGAGGGAGGCCGAACGGGCAUUCAGGGCCACUUACCGCAUCCUGGAGGGCUUCACAGUGACCACAAUCGUGGAGCUGGCAGAUUUAGAAGACGACGACCUGCUGUUCGGCAACAUCGAGUCCGGCAGCACUGUGAGGGUUCAGGGCGUGGACGCGGAUAUCGCCAGCGAGUGGAGGUACGAGGGCGGCAAUGACUCCUGGGUCGUCGAUUGUCCCUGUGGGACUAAGGACGACGACGGGGAGAGGAUGGUCGCCUGCGAUAUCUGCGAAGUCUGGCAGCACACACGAUGUGGGGGUAUUGGCGACAUGGCUGCAGUUCGGCAAAGGUUCAUCUGCACCAGGUGCAGUGCCAACGGGAACAGCAGCGCCUCUGGGAUUAGCAAAGCCGGGUCAAGGCUACCUGGCGCCGGCGUGGCCAAUCAGCAUCAGCAUCAUCAUCAUCGUCAUCAUCAUCACCAUCAACUUGGGGGGCCACUCUAGUCAAGCAAAGUGAAAAGAGGCUCCACAUUGACGAG